GUGGGCGGAGUUAGAGAGAGCGGAGAGAAAGCGGGUUUGAAUAGUUACAGCAACGGAAAUAUUGAGCAUUGUAAGACAACUUCAUUUUAUUUUCUGUUAUUUUAACUAUCUCCUUCAGAGUUUACUCGAAGGGACCUCGAAGCGCGGAGAGCUUGGAAAAGAAACCGGGCCGAAAAGAGCUUUGUUGGCUUUGUUUAGCGAGCUUGCCGGUAUCGGAGGUGAAGCGACGCCUCUUUCAUAGCUUUAGUUAGCCGAGUUAGCUUAGCUUAGUUUAGCUUAGCUAACUGCUAAUCUACACCCGACGGCUUCGUUUACAGUCUGAGCCCCGAAUAUCUGAGUGUUUCAUGUGGACUAGACUUCUGAAGGUAUGACAAACACACGGAAGCGCCGUGUGGUUACAGCUGGAGUAGCGAAAUCAGGGAAACCAUGGGCUUGACUGGGAAGAAAUCGGAGAAAGGCCCAGUGUGCUGGAGGAGGAGAGUGAAGUCCGAGUACAUGCGCUUACGCCAGCUGAAACGCUUCAGAAGAGCAGAUGAGGUUAAGAGCAUGUUCAACUCCAACAGACAGAAGAUUAUAGAGCGCACGGACAUUCUCAAUCAGGAGUGGAAACUACGGCGGAUUCAGCCAGUGCACAUCAUGACGCCCGUGAGCUCGUUACGUGGAACGAGAGAGUGCACAGUAGAUAGUGGCUUUGCAGAGUUCUCCAGACAAGUCAUUCCUCUUAAAACCUUGAAUGCUGUAGCUUCUGUACCUGUGAUGUAUUCCUGGUCACCACUCCAGCAAAAUUUCAUGGUUGAAGAUGAGACUGUUUUGCACAACAUCCCUUAUAUGGGAGACGAGAUCCUGGACCAGGAUGGCACUUUUAUUGAAGAGCUUAUUAAAAACUACGAUGGCAAAGUUCAUGGAGAUAGAGAAUGUGGCUUUAUAAACGAUGAGAUCUUUGUGGAGUUGGUGAACGCUCUCAAUCAGUACAGUGACAAUGAAGACGAUGACGACGAAGAGGACCAGCAUGAUUACAAAUUAGACAACUGUGACGCAAAAGACCUUGCUGAAGAUCCUCGCAAGGACCAGCUUCUUAACUCUGCGAGUCGAAGCAGUGACUUUUCAAAAAAGUUCCCGUCUGAGAAAAUCUUUGAUGCCAUCUCCUCUAUGUUCCCUGAUAAAGGAUCACCAGAAGAGCUCAAAGAGAAGUAUAAGGAGCUGACUGAGCAGCAGCUCCCAGGCACCCUUCCCCCUGAGUGCACGCCCAACAUCGACGGCCCAAACGCCAAAUCGGUCCAGAGAGAGCAGAGCUUGCACUCCUUCCAUACGCUCUUCUGUCGGCGUUGCUUCAAAUACGACUGCUUCCUUCACCCUUUUCAUGCAACUCCAAACACAUACAAACGCAAGAACUUAGAGAAUAUGGUGGACAGCAAGCCAUGUGGCAUUGAUUGCUACAUGUACCUGGUUCAAGACAGCAUGGUGAAGGAGUAUGCAGCUGGUGUGGUGGCUGAGCGAGCAAAAACCCCGCUGAAGCGUUCAGCAACCAGACGCAGGGGCAGAAUUGCCAACAGCAGCAGCAGGCCAAGUACACCUACAGUGAACACGGAGACUAAAGACACGGACAGCGACCGAGAGGGAGGGACCGACACCAACGACAGCAACGAUAAAGACGAUGAGGACAAGAAGGAUGAGACUACUAGCUCUUCAGAGGCGAAUUCCCGCUGCCAGACUCCUGUGAAACUGAAGAUCCCCGAUCCUCCUGAGAGCGUGGACUGGAGUGGUGCAGAGGCCUCCCUUUUCCGCGUCCUCAUUGGCACUUACUACGACAACUUCUGUGCCAUCGCUCGCCUCAUUGGCUCUAAGACCUGCAGACAGGUAUAUGAGUUCAGGGUAAAGGAAUCCAGCAUCAUUGCACGUGCACCUGCUGAAGAUGAAGACACACCUCCGAGAAAGAAGAAGAGGAAACACAGGUUGUGGGCUACACACUGUCGAAAAAUCCAGCUAAAGAAAGAUGGCUCGUCCAAUCACGUCUACAAUUACCAGCCGUGUGACCAUCCGAGGCAGCCAUGUGACAGUUCCUGCCCCUGUGUCACUGCUCAAAACUUCUGUGAGAAGUUCUGCCAGUGCAGCUCAGAGUGCCAGAACCGUUUCCCGGGCUGCCGCUGCAAGGCUCAGUGUAACACAAAGCAGUGUCCGUGUUACCUGGCCGUGCGUGAGUGCGACCCCGACCUCUGUCUUACCUGUGGAGCUGCUGAUCACUGGGACAGCAAAAAUGUCUCAUGCAAGAACUGCAGCAUUCAGAGAGGAGCCAAGAAGCACUUACUAUUGGCACCAUCUGACGUGGCGGGAUGGGGCAUCUUCAUCAAAGAGCCGGUUCAGAAGAACGAGUUCAUUUCGGAGUACUGUGGAGAGAUCAUCUCCCAGGACGAGGCUGACCGCAGAGGAAAGGUCUAUGACAAGUACAUGUGUAGUUUCUUGUUCAACCUCAACAACGAUUUUGUUGUUGACGCAACUAGGAAAGGCAACAAGAUCAGGUUCGCCAAUCACUCCGUCAACCCCAACUGCUAUGCAAAAGUUAUGAUGGUUAAUGGGGAUCACCGAAUAGGCAUUUUUGCCAAGAGAGCCAUACAAACCGGGGAGGAGCUUUUCUUUGACUACAGAUACAGUCAAGCUGACGCUCUCAAGUAUGUGGGCAUCGAACGUGAAAUGGAAAUUCCAUGAAUCCGUCUACCUCUGGAACAAAUGCCUUACGCUCUUCAGGAAUUUUCUGUCCACAUGCCGUUUCAAUACGUUUCAAUACUGGGUUUUUUUUUUUUUUUUUUUUUUUUUUUUUUUUUUUUUUAAAAUAUAGGACAAGGUGAUCUGCCAACUCGGAUAUUUCUAGUAGUUUUUUAUACUUCAGUCUUUUUCUGACGUUAUUUUUCUCGACCAACAGGCCUACUCUGGGAAUUCACUUUUUAACAGCAACUUGAAUAUUCACUUGUUUACAGCUUCAAGUUUAGUAGAGAUCCGUCAGUCUAACGGGCUGUUUGUUUUCCGGUUUUCCGAACUUUUUAUUAGAUUUUUCGUCUCUCGACUUUUGGACCAAACCGACAGUGAACCACAUGUUCAGCACCAGUUUAUUAGGUACUAAAUCUGUAUAUGGGCUGAUUUAUACUGGGUUUGCAAAACUGCAGACAUCGUGCACAAAUAAUUGCACACAAUAUGAGCGAGUGCACCCAGGGUCGGUGGUGCAUGUCCAAAAAAUAUAUAAAAAAAGAGUUCCAAGGGUUUGGAUUUCACUGUAGUACAGAGGCGGCGAAGUAACUGCGAAAUAUGGAGAUAUUUUGCUGUUCACGCUGUACUUUUUACCUUUGGGACAAAUAUUAUGCUAAAAUUUCUCUCUUACGCUAAACCCACACUUUUUCUUUUAUUUUUUUCCCCAGAGAAUUCACUAUUCCUACUCGUUAUUUUGUAAUAAUUUGCAGACGAUCGUAUAAGUAGGGUAUACAGCACUUGGGGAGGUGCUGUUCUAGGAAAUACUCAACAUUGGGGUGAUGUAGUGCUGCCUGACAUGAAGAGGAUUUACUGUUACUACCCUGAAGUUGAAUAUUUUCCAGAAAAUAGCAUGCGCCAAAGUGUUUUAUUCCUCUAGUACUACUGCAGUUUGCUAGUCAUGACCAUUUAAAAAAAAAAUUUAUUUAUUUGUAUCACGUUGUACAUUUUAGUCAUUUAUAUUUGCAGCUAAUGUUGUGGAACCAUGUAAGUUAAUUCCUGUUAUCAUUUGUUACAGCAGCUAUGAAUAGUCGUUCCAUCCCCAGCCUGUGAGGGUAAUAGGUCAAAAAACAAAAAACAGCUAGUCAUUAGUGAGAAACCGGAAAGUAUAAAGUCCUGAAGGGUUCCCAAAACAACAACAACAAACAACCACCGCCGGUCACAAAGCGCUGGCACUCGAGACUCCUUCCAUGAACCCUUUCACACGCAUGCCCGCAUGCAUCCCGAUGUAUCCGUAUAAAUCAGCCCUGCCUAAUAAACCGGAGACGCACUAUCCUCCACCCGUCUUCAUCAAGUCGUGGUGUUUUUGAUCCAUAUGAAAACCAAAGUCACUUUCUCUGCUUGUCUGUCAUCACAAGCAUCUACAGUGGUAUCAUGUACUUUCUGGAGUGCCAACGCAUCCAGUUUCUGUAAAAUAAAUGAAAAACGUAAGUAUUUAAAAAAAAAAGAAAAGAAAAAAAAAAAAGGAAGAAAAACAUGUAUAGAUACAGUAUCUAACUUGCGGUGCCUUGAAAUUACACUGAAUUGUUUAGUUGUCCUAUAAUGUCGGUGAUUGUGUGUUGAGUUUGUUGUAAGCAUGAACAAAGAUUUCAAAUGGAGUCAGGGAACUUUUCAAUGUUUGUUUUUGUUAUUUUUUACAAAUCUCCACGUCGUUUGAGCAGCUUUUUGCCAGACCAUCACUGUAGGUAGGAAAAGUUUGGACAGUCAGUAAGGUCUUCCUGUUGUUAACUAUUGGGUCAUCCACUAUGUACUGGCACAGGUUUUUGUUUGUUUGUUUGUUUGUUUGUUUGUUUUUUAAAUGGGUCAUUCUUUAAAUUUUUUUUUUAAAAGUCACAAGGGCACAAGUCAGUCGAUAACGUGCUCAAUCAUUCUCCUAAUAAUUCAAUUUAAAAAAAAAAAAAUUCUGGAAGAAAUUGGCUGCUAUGUUUGAGUAUGGAUUAAUGAUUUAUUAUACUGUUAAGCCAUUGAUUUAUUUAUAGCAGGUGUAUUGAGCACCACCUUUAGAGCCGUACUUUAAAGCUAUAGUCCCCCUUUCAGUGUUUCUUCCAGACCACGUGCCUAGACCAGAAUGACCGAAUGCUAAGGCAGUGAAAGAGACACUUCCUUCUCCUGAUGUUUGGAUGCUAGUAGGUUGAUCAUUUGUUCUUUCUCUCUCUCGAGCUUUGGGGCAUCGCAGAGAUUAGAAUCUCUUCUCUGAUCCGACCGUUUUAUUUAUUUAUUUUAUUUUUUCUUAUAUAACUGCUGAGAGGAAAAUUUAAAUCACUUUAGGGAAUGAAGUAACAGAUUAAGAAUUUAGCCAUGAGCCACGGAGUCGGUGUUAACUGAGGAAAUUUGGUAAAAAUGUAAUCUACUGCUUUUACUGUGACGUUAUAAAUAGUUACUUGCAUAACAGGUUGUCAAAAUGCAUGAGGGUCUGUGAUUUUUCUCUUCUUCUUCUUCUUCUUUUUUUUUUUGUUAGUGUUGGAAAUGACAACCUACCAUUAUGAAAGUUAUUAUAUUUAUUGCGAUUAGCCUGUUUUGACUGGACGCUUGAAUCGAACGGUUUUAUUUAAACCCUAGUAACUUCAAAGGAAGUCCUAUACAUAAUAUAAACGUGGAUCUGAUGUCGGCGGGGAACCGAACAAUAAAAAGCUCCAUGCUUCUAAUAAAUAGGCAGAAUGUUUGUUAUUAUUCACGUUUUAGUAAUGUCCCCGCCUGAGUUUGAGACCCUCUGGACUAUAUCAAUGAUGGUAAUCAAUAAUGUAACAGUAUAAUGAAUGAUUAUUAUGCAAUGCUUAAUGUUAACUUACUGGAAUUUUUUCAAAUUUUUGGGGAGAAUGAAAGGUGAACGGUGCUAAUCUAAUGGUGUGACGUCAAGGCUGCAUGGUGAACGUGGCUCUGUAUAAAUAUAAAUUAAAUAUAAAUUAUAUAUAUAUAAAAAGGGUACUUAAAACCACACCUUAGGUGUGAGAGUUUUCCUGCUAAAACAAGUCCAAACAUGUUGGAUGACCCAUGAAAUCCAGUCCAGCUGAAUAUUAAUAGAAGAAGUUGUGAUAAAACCGCAGCAAUAAGAUCCGCCUCAAAUCACCCGCAUGUGAAGAUCUUUAACAGUCACUAUUUAUAUUCGCAGACUCUGAAAGUAGGUUUGGCUUUUCUGUAAUUUAUUAAAACUUUGCUGUGAUUUGCCAAGUAAAACUCUUGACGGUUUGCUCAGUGCGAGUUUGAGAACUCCUCACCAGCAUGUUUCUUCUGAGACAUUCAAUCUUUCGGUCUUUUUUUUUUUUUUAAUUUUCUUUCCCUGAGGGUUUGUGACCACUCUGUUUCUCUCUGCCUCUGAUUGUACAAGGUGCUGGUUUGUAAUGUUUACAGAUAAUAUUGUUGAAAGUAAUAAACAAAACUAAAAUAA
Messenger RNA from Ictalurus punctatus (channel catfish), 6121 nucleotides. It is a transcript of the gene ezh2, whose product is annotated as enhancer of zeste 2 polycomb repressive complex 2 subunit. The transcript has 20 exons. Gene Ontology annotation, molecular function: histone H3K27 methyltransferase activity; protein binding. NCBI's taxonomy places the organism in Eukaryota, Metazoa, Chordata, Actinopteri, Siluriformes, Ictaluridae. Gene Ontology annotation, biological process: chromatin remodeling. Bases 427 to 2703 code for a protein of 758 amino acids. The record is from RefSeq and is a predicted model, not a curated record.